AUGAUGACCUCCACCAGCGACGAGGACCCCUUCCUCCAAGUGCAAGCUGACGUCCUCUCCCUGCUAAACACGACGCGACCGCUCUUCAGCUCUUACCUGCGGAUCCGCAGCUCCGCGUCCUCGCCCAGCUCGCCGGAGCUGAUCGAAGCGCGCGCAGAAGUACAAACAGCGCUCGAGGACCUCGCGACGGACCUGCGCGACCUGGUCGAGAGCGUGCACGCCGUCGAGCAAGACCCGUACCGGUACGGACUCGAGAUCGAAGAGGUGCAGCGGCGGCGGCGGCUCGUCGAGGACGUGGGGCGCGAGGUCGAGGCCAUGCGCGAGAAGCUGCGUGAUGCGGCCGCCGAAGGAGGAGGCGCGGGAGGCCGCUUCAAGGCCAAGGCUGGGCUGCCUGACCCGGAUGAUUUUGGCGACGAGGACUUUGAGGGCGAGGGCGAUGCGUAUGCGGCCCUGGAGCAGGAGCGCCAGAGAGAGCUUAUGGCGGAGCAGGACGAGCAGCUCGAUGGCGUGUUUAGGACGGUGGGGAAUCUGCGCCAGCAGGCGGAUGAUAUGGGUAGGGAGUUGGAGGAGCAGGGCGAGAUUUUGCGCGAUGUGGAUACGGUUGCGGAUCGUGUGGGUGGGAAGCUCCAGAAUGGUAUGAAGAGGGUGGGCUGGGUCAUUAAGCAGAACGAGGACAAGUACUCGAGCUGCUGUAUCGCAGUCCUGAUCUUCGUCCUUAUCGUCCUGCUGGUCCUGCUGCUGGUGCUGUAG
This is a messenger RNA of Aplosporella prunicola CBS 121167, 750 nucleotides long. RefSeq lists its product as uncharacterized. Gene Ontology annotation, cellular component: SNARE complex; membrane; endomembrane system. The record is from RefSeq and is a predicted model, not a curated record. NCBI's taxonomy places the organism in Eukaryota, Fungi, Ascomycota, Dothideomycetes, Botryosphaeriales, Aplosporellaceae. Bases 1 to 750 code for a protein of 249 amino acids. Gene Ontology annotation, molecular function: SNARE binding; SNAP receptor activity. The transcript has 3 exons. Gene Ontology annotation, biological process: intracellular protein transport; vesicle fusion; Golgi to vacuole transport.